This is a messenger RNA of Linum tenue, 1297 nucleotides long. NCBI's taxonomy places the organism in Eukaryota, Viridiplantae, Streptophyta, Magnoliopsida, Malpighiales, Linaceae. The record is from the annotation of a GenBank genome assembly.
AAAUAGGGUUUCUCUUUCAGAUACCGACAUGAGCGGAGACGGCAGCGGCGGCGCUUCUUCUCAAGCUCGGGUCUUCUUCUUGACGGAGGAUAUACUGAUCAAUAUCCUCCUCAGAUUGCGGGCCGCUAUCUGCAUCGCCCGAUUCCGGUGCGUCUGCAGAUCGUGGAGGAUUCUCCUGUCAGAUCCCCAAUUCAUCCGCCGGUUUCUCUUCUUCCAAAAAUCCGACGACCUAGAAUCCCUCCAGAUCCUAUUCACCGGCGGACCGGACGACCCUAUGACCACUGCGGUCGUUCACUACUCCUUGUACUCUUACGACACCCUCGGCCUCAUCUCCGAGGGAGACCUGCCCUGCGCGCCCUCCAACUCCAAGUCUUUUUCGUAUCCCCUGCAAUUCCGGCUGACGGUCGUCGGGUGCUGCGGCGGCAUAUUCUGCAUCGCCGACGCGAACCCCAAUGCCCCCUCCGACCUGAUCCUGUGGAAUCCGGCGACUUCCGAGACCAAGCUGAUCCUGCCGCGCACCACGUGUCCCCCCUACCCUCCCGGCCUGGUAAAGUACGUGGAGCUCGCCGGUUUUGGAUACGAUCCGGACACAAAUGACUACAAAGUGGUCAGGAUAUUGAAAAUGGAUCAUGAUCAGGAUGAAAUUUAUCUUCCUCUCCCACAACCGUUCAUGUACGCAGAGGUUUAUAGCUUGAGGAAGGAUUCCUGGAAGAAGCUAAUCGACGACGACAGGGCCGAUCUCUCGAGAUCGGCCUUCGGGCACUACGUUUAUCAGCAGCGGGAAAUUUCGCUAAACCACAAGUGUUACUGGUUUACUGGAGGAUGCAGUAGAGAAUGGUCUACCCUUUCGUUCGACAUGAGCCAGGAAGUGUUCGAAUACACCUCCUUCACUCACCCGCCUGCCAUGGAGGGUUGGGUUUGUGCGUCCUGUUUUAUGCUGAAGGAGUCGUUUGUGGCUUUCUUGGCUGCUUCGUACAAUCGCGAUCCGUAUUAUCAGGUGUGGGUCUUGUUGAAGCAGGGCGUGACCGAUUCAUGGACUAAGUUGCUCACCCUUGCUGAGCCAUACGCACCCUACCAAACACAUGCUUUGGAAAUCUGGAAGGAGGGUGCGUAUAUCUGCUCCAAAGGAAAGUACUACACAAACAGGCACGGGGGCCAUGUAUACAUUUCUCGUCUCAGGACGUCAGAAGAAGAAGAAGGUGGGGAUGAUGAGCGUAUCGAAAUCCGAGGCCGAACCCUCCCGUUUCAAGCUCUCGCUUAUAUUCCAACUCAGGCAUCUCUGUCCCAUUUGGAGUAA